This is a messenger RNA of Podarcis lilfordi (Lilford's wall lizard), 30746 nucleotides long. Lineage: Eukaryota; Metazoa; Chordata; Lepidosauria; Squamata; Lacertidae. The record is from the annotation of a GenBank genome assembly.
UGGAAACAAAGAGGCAACCCGAGUAAUCAGAAUAAAAUCCCAGUAAUAGGCAGGGAUCACCUCACUGAUACUGGAGAAUGUGUGUGGCUCGAUGUCUCAUAGAAAGCACGGAAUUGCAUCCAAAGCGCGCGUGAUAAGAUCGCCGCCUUAAUACGAGCCACACUUUAGAUCCGCCUUAAGAGGGAACGCCCACACUCCACGUCAUCCAAUCGAAGCCUCCCUCCGCCGCCCGGAUUCAUGGUUUUCGCCCGUUCGGCCACUUCCGUCAGUUUCCGCCGGUACCUACUGCGCAGAACCCUUUUCUCCUUUCCUUCCCGCCGCUUCCCCCGGCUUCCCUUCCAGCCGCGGUGCGCAUGCGUCCCUCCAAGGCGGGGCCGGGCAGGGAGUUGUUGUGGAGCUGCUAGGGAGCACGUGAAGAGAGCAACGUCAUCAUAAACACUCGUAGCCAACAUGGCGGCUCCUGGGAGCGGAAAGGUAAGAGGAAGGGAGGAUGAAGGGAGUUUUUGACCCGCUGUGGGGAGGCAGUGGCGGCUGGGAGGGUUCCCUGAGGGGCUCCGGGGGUGGGAGAGGCUGCUUCUCCCUUCGCUGACCCCCAGAUACUGCACAGUUGACGGGGGCGGUGGGGAGAGAAGGUGGGAAUGACUCGGUGCUCCUGCCUGGCGGUGCGGGUAAAGGCCUUUGGCUUGGCUGGCGGUGGGCCGUUAGGAAAGGGGGGGGGUCUUUGGCGGGAGGCGGGCUGUUUCUUAACCUGAUUGGCUGAGAGAGGUAAGAUUCUUACACGUGGAAUUGGUAAGGCCAGGGGGUUGUGCUACUGCGCUGAGGCUGCGUGAAACCCUCCAGUCUGGAGGUGGCAGGCAACGCGGGUUUCCUCGGAAGAAAACAUCUCUUAAGGCUGAAUAAUUUACGCAGCCUUCGCUGCCAUUCCUCCUUUUACACUUUUAAAUUAUUAAUCCUGUUUUACAAGAUAGCCGCUUUACACCAGCAUUACCGGAGAGGGAACCUGUCCAAACCUUUUGCUGCUUUCUCACUUCUUGUACUCUGUGUCCAAAAGAGGAGUUUUUUUGUUUUUGUUUUUUAAAGCCUGUUAGGAAGCCAAACUAAAUCGGUCUUGUGUCACUAAAAGCUCUUGAACUACUGUUAUCAGGGACCAGCUGUUGCGUUGUUCAAAUUUACUGUGGUUGACAUUUACUGUCAGAGUGUCAUUAUUAUUUUCUGGUAAGAUGAUUCAUGAGGUUAACUGGCUGUCUUGUAAAGUGAAAUGCUCUUAAGAGGCAGGGCAGUCAAGAGUGCAGCAGAGAAAUAUGGCAGGUUGAUGACCUGGUGGUGAUUUUAAUGUCAGGAUGUGAAACACUGAAGGAGCAGGGGCAUUUUUAUAGAAGGUAAUCUUUCACUACAGUGGUGUACUUUUCACAGUGAUUGGUUUAACAGUGUGAUUUGGAGAAGUGACUUAGACACAUUUGGUGUUGCAUUUCCAAGACAGCAUUGAGACUUCAGCAUAGUGGCUUCCAUAUGCUAAUUACAUGUUAUAUGGAAAGGUACUUUCUUUUAUUUACCAUAAAUCUACUCUAAUUCACUUCAUUGUAUUACUUGUAAGUUCUGGUAUUAUAAAAGUGAGAUAAAUAUAGCUCCACUUCCUCCAUACCCUGCAUUAUUUUAUAAACUUUUAUAAUGUUCCCCAUUAUUCACAUUUCUCCCAAAACUUAAAAAGCCCCAAAUUCUUUAGCCUUUUGAUGGGAAACUGCUUCAGGCUCUUGAAUAUUUUGGCUGCCAUGUUCUUCACUUUUUCAAUUAUUAUUGUGUGCAAUUGUGGUCUCAAAAAAGGAUAUAGUAUUCUAAAUGUGGCUGUGCUGUAGGUCUAUAUAAGGUAUUGAGAUAUGGCUGUCUUAUUUUCACUUCCUUUCUUAUUUGUAGCUUUAAAAAAAACCUACUGCUGCACAAUGAGUUGUCAUUUUUGUUGAGCUAUCCACCACUAACCCUGGAACUCUUUCUUGAUCAGUCACUCAAAAUUCAGACCCUCUUUGUUGAUGUGAAGUUAGGAUUUUUGUAGCUGUAGAUUGAUAAAGCUGUGUAUUUCUGUACUUAACCCAGGGGUGGCUGGUGCCCAUGGUAUUGAUGGGGUGGAAAGCAGGGAGAUUGACAGUAGGUGGAGCCAGAGCCAAUGCCCAGCAGAGCAAAUUCUAGUUUUGCUCUAUCCUUCCUGUUGAAUUCUCUAAAGCAGUGGUUCCCAAUUAGCUAAUUACUGAGGAUUCCCUAUUUUUCAAAAGCUAAGCCACAGACCCGCUACUUUUGAAAAUUUUGAUAACUCUAUGGUAGUUACCUGUGCAAAGCAAUUUUUUUGAAGAAAAUGUGGGAUGGCCCCUAAUAAGCAAAGAAUUUUAGGUAAAAAAAAAGACCAUAAAAUUUGCAGUUAGAAGUUCUUUUCCGUUAAAAAGUAGAGAGCAAGGGGAAGCGAUCCCUUACAUUUUUAAAAUGAUAAGCAUGUGAACCUGCCCUGUGGAGCAAGCCAUUUGCGCUCUCUCGCUCUCUCUCCCCUCUAAUUGCAAGAGCCCGAAGAAACUGUGUCAGAGGUAAUCCCAGCUCACUUGCCAUCCAGCAACUCUUUCACAAGUUUUCCCCUGGCAGCAAGCAGGCACUGGUUGCUAGCAGAGGCUGGGUGAUCCAUGGAUCACCAUUGUGGCUUUCACUGUGCAAUUAAUAAGAUAAGUGUGUCCCUGGCAGGGGAUGGUGCCGCGGACCCCCAGGGGUCCCUGGACCCCUAACUGGGAACCACUGCUCUAAGGGCAACACUGAGGCUAAGGAGAAUCAUAACCAGUGCCAAUGAAUAAGCUGGACCAGUCGCAAGUAACAAGGUAGGCAGGUAGGGCUGGCUAAGAACAGACUGAGUUUGGCGGGGCAGUGCCCCUGUUGCCUUAAUGAAUCAGCCAUGAGUGACCUAACUCUUUAAGACACACAGAGGAUAGAAAGGAUUGUACAUGUUUCCUAGUGAAAAACCUUUAUCCAGGAUGUUAUAUCGGACCAUUGCCAUACCUAAUUUAACAUGAGGGAAAUUAUAACAGAAAAGUUCAUUUUCCUCAGGGCAGCAAGACUGAAAAACAUGGGGAAGGUACAGGUAUAUGUAUAAUUUAGUUUGCUGCCCCAAGGCCAAUUUUGUAUUGGACUUUAAUUUUACAUUACCUUUCCUAGCUCUUUGUAUGUACACCUUUUUUCCUUCUAAAUUCCUUGAGGCAUGCAUGCUUCCACUCUCAAUUAUCUUGCAAUCUGUGCCUGAAAUCUUGUGUAUAUUAGCUGAUUGGUGCCUUGUGCUGGAGAAUGAAAUUAAAAAGUAGUCUCCUACAUUUUCUUUGUUCGUCCCACUAUCCUAAUAACGGCAAGUUUAAGCGAAACUUAAUUCCUGUUUAUUGCAUGAAUAGUUUAAUUAGCUGAUAUAUUUGUUCAUAUGCACCCACCUACAAGUGCUUUGACAGUGUACCUACCUGAGCAGAGGUGCAAGUGAAUUUAAUAAGAACACUAAAUUAAUAAUUUGUCUAUUUUGAGAAGGCAGCAGAAGCUGGCUUUUCCUUCUAUCACUGUUACAUUGAAACUGCCAUUCUGGAUUGUUGCAGUGAUUCAUUUUGUUCUGUUUUGUUACACAAAGUAUCAGUGUAAUGCUUUCGAAGGAGAAUAAAGAUACUUUUGAAAACAGUUGUGACAAAUAAUACAGUUGUGGUAAUGGUGAAAGCCGAGGCUGCCUGCUUCAAAAUUUGUAGAAUUUGUGUUUUUAAUUUGCUCUGUUUGUUAUUUUUUGAUUUGUUACAUUUUUAUCCUUUUCCUGAAAGGAGCUUGGAGUGGCAUAUGUGGUCUUUCACUCCCAAAUGUAUUGUUGCCUUGAAUGAGUUGGGCUCAGAGAUAGUGAUUGGUCAAAGUGGCCUUCAUAGUUGAGCAUGCAUUUGAGCCUUCCCGUACAUUCAAAGUUAACAGUAUGUAUGUUAAUAACUUUAUAGGACCAACUGCCAAGUCACAUGCAGGCAAUAAGCAAGUUUCUGAGUUAUGCAGAUUUCUUCCUAGGCUGAAAAAUUUGUGUGUGUGUGUGUAUUUGUAGUAGGCAGAAAGCUGGGGCUUUUUGCAAUGGCUCAACAGGCUCUCUUUGGGAUGCUUUUCUACAUAGGAUAGAGGUAGCUCCUUAGGAAGAAAAAGAGUGGGAUACAAAUUUAAUAAUAUAAAUAACAGUGGUACCUUGGGUUACAUACGCUUCGUGUUACAUACGCUUCAGGUUACAGACUCCACUAACCCAGAAAUAGUACCUCAGGGUAAGAACUUUGCUUCAUGAUGAGAACAGAAAUCGUGCUCUGGCGGCAGCAGGAGGCCCCAUUAGCUAAAGUGGUGCUUCAGGUUAAGAACAGUUUCAGGUUAAGUACGGACCUCUGGAACGAAUUAAGUACUUAACCCGAGGUACCACUGUAUGUUGUAUUCUUGAUUUUUUUGCAUUUGUUUAUUUAGGAAGAGUCGCAUUGAUUUUUGUUACAGGCUUCUAUUCAGUUUGCUUCAGCAAAAUUAUUUCUUUUCUGUCUUAGUCACUCACACACUCAGUAGUCACUCACCUGCCUUCCUUCAUUAUUCCCCCACCACAUCAUCUUUAGUUGUUGGUUUCCUGGUUCAGAUAUAAGCAGCGGUCCAGUGUUGUAUGCACAAGCAAUAGUGACCCUUCGACUCAAACACUUCCCUACGCUGUCUCCUCCAGUGUGGUCAUGAGGAGAUCAGAACACCUGGUUAUUAUUUUAAUCUAUUCAGAGCUUGUGGAACAUUUUUGUAUGAAGACCAGUUGACCAGGAGGACUAUAGUCAAUACUGGGUAUAGCCAGAGCCAAAAGUGAGUGGAAUUUGGAAGAUUGUACAGUUUCUCUGCCACCCCAUCUUUGCAGUCUGCAUGAAGUUAGUUUGAGAGUUGCAUAUUUUCUCAUAGCCCCAGGUUUACAUUACGGGUGUUUUAACAAGCCAGGACAAUAAAAUGUGGUUUGAUCCUGGGUUGUUGGAACAAAUCAUAGCUUAUACCUAAUCCCUGCAGUUCCCUGCAAUUUGAACAUAAUGAAAAAUGAUGAUUAUUGUAGAAGUAGAAAUGGACGCUUCUGAUGUCAUGAUUGACUGAGCUAGAGGAAGAGAAGAAUUUGAAAGAGGAGUUUGAGUCCAAGGCUUGUUGCUGCUUCUACAUAUAACACUAAAUCUGUGGUUUAUCUGAAAAGCGACCAGUUCACCCACACUUUGCCUGCCAUUUAUCCCGUAUUGGUUUCUCCCUUUGUGAAUGAAGGUAAUUGAAGCUGAUGUAGUUAUUGAUGCAUUAAUAUUUUGAUACUUAUUUCUCCGUUUCUGAGUUUUAAUACAGUAUUCAUUGCAAACAUGUAAUUCUGUUUAAUCUCCUGUCUGGAUCAGCAUAUGAGGAGACAUGACCAUAGCCUCUUGUAACAGAAAUCCUACCCAGUUUCUUGCAUGAUUGUGUCACAUAUUGAGAAGAACAGGUCUUAUCACCCUAAUUCAGAAGUGGGGAACCUGUGGCACUUUAGAUGUUGUUGGACCAAAACUUCCAUCACCCCUGACUAUCAUCAGUAUUCGCUGUAGCUGUAGUAAGAGUCCAACAACAUAUAGAGGACCACCGGUUCCCCACCCCUGCCCUAUUGGAAGUCCCCAGGUUGGGUUGAACCGGCCCCCAGAACCAGUUCAGGAUAUCAAAUUGUCAGAAAACGCUUUUAAGAAACAACUUUGCUUAACUUUUUUUUUUUUUAGGUUGUAUAUGAACAGGAAGGAGUUUUCAUUCACUCCUCCAGUGGAAACAGUGAUGAUCAGGAUUGUUUGUUAUCUGGGAUACUGAGAGUCAUAGAAAAGGUAUUAAAUCAAUAUUUUGUGUGUUAUGUUUAUUGUGACUUUACCUUCUGCCUUUCUAUCCUGCAAAGAUAUUGUCUUACUGACCAAAAUACAUAGUGUGCAAAGUAAAUGGAGGCUAUUUUUGUAAAUAGAAAAAAGUAAAACCUUAAUGGCAUUGAGUCACUUGAAUAAUUGCAUAAUUUGUGUUGUAGGAUACUGAGGUGAUAGUAGAUUGGAGACCACUGGAUGAUUUAUUAGAUUCGUCUAAUAUACUAUAUGCUAGAAAGGUAUGUUGAUAACUUGCAGCAAUCUUUUUUGAAAGGUUUGCAAAAUUGAUUUUAAAAAAAGUAAAACAAAAUCUUUCUUUGAUUCUCAGAAACCAUAGUUGUUACAUGGUAAAGUAACAUAAAUGCCUAAUUGUACUAUCUGAUUGUGGGGUACAGGAUCCACAAAUCUUUGAUCUGUUUAUGUGAUGGAUGCUUUUAAAAAUGCUAUUAUUAAUAUUGGUACACAAAACUGAGUGUAUUGGUUGAGAUACAUCUAUUGCAAAUUGAAAAUAUACAUAACUGAGAAAUGGGGGUGAGACAUUUAUUUGGCUCAAAUGGCCUUAAUGGGGACCAUCAGUAAGAAUGGAAGGUAGGUUAUGAUCUGUACAGUACUUUUAUACAUUUGCUAGUAUAAAACUAUUUGAGUAAUAUGUUGUAUGUUCUCUAGAUAGUGAUCAGUGAAAGAUAACCAAUCCAAAUCUGUUGCUUUACAAACUCAUGUUCCUUGAUUCCGCCAGAAAUACUGUUGUUUUGUCCCAGUCUUCCCCUCCUAAUAAGGAAGGAUAAAUAUGAUGGUGGUUCUUGUUUUUAAAUUUAAUUUAAUAGAACUGUGAAGGCAAGGAGUAUGCCGUUUUUAAGUUCUUUAAUUAUUAUACUAUGACUUCCCCCUUCUAACUUAAGAAUCAGUAUACAUGACAUUUAUCAUGUUAUCUCUGUUGGUUUCUGCUUUCCUUCACUGUGCAGCUUUGCUUGUCACGAGACAGGUGUUUACAUUCCACAGUCUGUACUGUUGGAGUUUCUCACGGGAAAGGGAGACUGGAUGUGACGUACACUGGUUUCCUGUUUUUCACUGUGUGAUUCUCUCCGAGCUGUCGAGGAGAGAGGAUGCAUUUUCUGCUCCGGCAGAGGCAAGAUGUCUUUCUGUAAUAUACCAGCUUUGAACUGUAAAUAAAGCAAUAUGGAGUAUGCAGCACGUAUUCCUCAUCCUUCCGCUGGGCACGAGACUCUGCUUAAAUCAACACGUGGUUAUGGGCCCAGAAGUCGAAUCGGAGUGCCGGCAAAGGAUCGGAAUGCAGAGGGACAGAUCGGAACGGAAUCUGCUCUGCGCGUAGAAGUGAUUGAUGAGGUAUGUGCUACUGCUCCGGGCAGCCUGCCAGCUUCAAGUUAAUGGCUUUAUGGCUGGACUUUGAACUUUUAAAGCCGGUUUGCCGGGAAUAGGCAAAAGGCUCCCAGGCACAAGUCACUAUGCUGGGGAAAUCGAAAGUAACUUUUAAGUGCGCCUUUGUAAUAAGGCAGCUGCAGCAGUGACGCAGCAAGAUUUAAAGCAGCAUAUGACGCUGAAGGCUAAUGCCAGAGUCAUGAUGGCCCUUCAGGAUGCUUGUGGGAUUCCUAAGCUCAACAAGAAAAAUUACAGCGACUGGGUUCAGUAUGCAGAGGCGAUUCUGCGGAAAGAGGGUUUGUUUGAGGUGAUUACAGGAACCCCCCCAGUUCCAGUUACAGAUGCAUGGGAAGCUAAGGAUUCCAAAGCAAGGGGAACUCUUACAUUGAUAGUAUCCCCAGAAGAGCUCUGUCUAUUGCGUGAUAAGACCUCAGCCAGAGAAAUUUGGGACGCUUUGAGAGAGGCUCACUUAAGGACAGAAGCUGGAUCCACUAUGUUUUACUUUAACAAGCUGCAUAAUAUGGCUCUUGCUGAAGGUGGAGAUGUGCGUUUACAUCUGAUGGAGAUGCAAAAUCUGAGACAUGAGCUGCAACAGAGAGGACUCAACUUUCCAGAGGCUGUGUAUUCUUUCAUGAUACUACAAUCUUUGGGUUCAGGUUGGGAGUCUGUUGCAACCCAGAUUGCUGUGCAACCAACUGCUCAGCUGACAGUGGACUUUGUUACUGCCGUGAUUUUAAAUGAAGCAGAUCGCCGGGGUGCUAGCUGCAUGGGCAAGGGAGUCUUCACAGACGUCAUCCCAUAGUGCAGUGGAACCACCAGAUGGCGCCAAAGCUUUGAAGGCAGUGAAAUGCUACUCGUGUGGACGUCUAGGCCAUAUGAAGAGGGAAUGCAGACAUCCCAAGGCCAAGACAGAGCAGCGCAGCGAAGCUCAUCGCGCGGAAAAGGCCGAGGCAAAGGCAAAGGUCCGGUGUCUAGGACAACGCAGCACAAGGCUAUGGUUUCACGCUUCACUCCAAAGGUUGCAGAGGUCCAGAAGACGUCUAGAUCUUUCUUCGUUGUUGAUUCAGCGGCAACCCACCACAUGUGCAACGAUAAGAAACUGUUUGUGUCUUUUACACCGCAGGAAGGUGCGAUUCACCAGGCGGAUGACCACACUAUUCCCAGUAAAGGCUACGGAACUGUUGUUCUUCACAGUUUGGACUUAUCGAUACAGAAUGUGCUUUACGUGCCAGACGCCAAACAUAAUCUGCUCAGCGUUGGACAGCUGAAUGAGCGGAACAUUGACGUUUCCUUCAAGAACAAGAAGUGCAUCAUCACAAAGAAAAAUGAUUAUGUAUUGCAUGCAGAAUAUGUUGAUCAUUUGUUUGUUUUGUAUUAUGAUGAUGUGGUGCAGGAUGACACUUGUUGCAUUGCAGGUUCUAACAAAAGUUUGCAUGCAGAAUGUAUUCACGAUUUUCAUCGAAAAUUUGGUCAUUUGCAUUUUGAGGCAGUAUCUAAAAUGCCUGCCUUGGUUGAAGGUAUGACUAUUAAACCCUGCAGGUACCACAUGAAGUGCAAAGCAUGCGCAGCAAACAAGGUGAAAAUGGCUGCGAAAGGUAAGGUGUCUAGUAGGAAAGCUACAGAACCAUACCAGGUUGUUCAUGCUGAUUUGGUUGGACCACUAGCGCCCUCUUUGGGUGGAAAUAGAUACUUCAUGGUUCUCAUUGAUGCAUUUUCUAGAUAUAUUUUUGUGUACAAUCUCAAGCAGAAAUCGGAGGCUUUUCCUAGGUUCAAGGAAUUCUGUGCUUGGUUGGAAAAUGUGCAUGGUAAGAAGAUAAAGACUCUUUUCAGUGAUCGCGGGGGGGAAUUCACUUCUCAGCAGUUUGAAGCUUUUCUGACUGAGAAAGGAAUUCAACACGAUUUGUCUAGUCCUCGCUCGCCAUGGCAGAAUGGACUUGCGGAACGGGCAAAUCAGACAAUGCUUCAAGGGUUAAAAACCUUGCUGCAUGAUGCCAAUCUUCCAGAGAGUUAUUGGGCCGAAUCUCUCUCGUGUUUUGUUUACAGUUACAAUCGCAGGUUAUCUUCAGCGAUUGGUUGUACCCCUAUGAGAAGAUGUUUGGCAAGAAGCCAUACAUCAAACACAUGAAGAUUUUGGUUCUGACAUGUGGGUUCGCUCACCACAAAACUCCAAGUUAGACAAGCGUGGAUUGCAUGGUAUCUUUCUAGGUUAUCAGAAAGGGUCUUACAGAAUAAUGAUGACUGACUCUAAGACAAUUAAGCUCACGAGAAGUGUCGAGUACAAUGCAAAGUGGGGGAGAAUGUGGGAAUUUUCCAAUGUUAUCCUGAUGACGGUGAUGAGACUGAGGAUAGUCAAAAGCAACCACAACGGCCCACACCCACUGAUGAAGGUUCUGAGUCUGAAUCUGAAACUGAAUCGGGUGAUUCAGAGGAUUUCGAGAGUGCGAAAGCCUCUAUGCGACCCUCUGAAAGCUCUGAUCAAGAAUUGGAGGAACCAUUGUUCACAAUAGGUCGUUUUUCUCCUAAGAAGGAAGAGGAGAGUGUUGAAGACUUAAGGCUAAUUCGUAGGUCACAGAGAGCCACAAAAGGCAAACCUCCAAAGAGAUUUGCUGAUGAGUUUGCUACGAUAGCAGUAACAGCUGUUAAAAGCUCCAAGAAGGUAUUUGAACCUUCAAGUUUCCAAGAAAUCCAGGGUUUGGAUUCAAAGGAAGCUGAGCCAUGGUUAAAUGCCAUGAAGGCUGAGCUUGAUUCCUUAGAAAGGAACAAAACAUGGGAGCUAGUUCCAGUAGUUCCAGGAAUGAAACUGCUUGGAAGCAAAUGGGUCUUCAAAGCGAAGACAGAUCAAAAUGGCAAGAUAGUCAGACACAAAGCCAGAUUGGUAGCCAGAGGUUUUGCACAGGUACCAGGUGAAGACUAUCACGAGACCUAUUCACCCACAGUGAGAUAUGAAAGCAUUAGGCUUAUGCUCAAGCUAGCUGCAGAGGAAAAUCUACACAUUAGUCACCAUGAUAUUAAUACAGCUUUUCUGUACGGAUCUCUAGAUGAAUCACUUUAUAUGCUUCCACCUGAUGGCGUACAGGUAAAACAGGGAUUUGUUUGUGCUCUGAAGAAAUCCCUUUAUGGUCUCAAACAAAGUGCACGGUGUUGGCACACAAAACUCACUGAAGUAUUGUUUUCUCUAGGUUUUCAGCAAGGGAAAGCUGAUCCAUGUGUAUUUGUCAAAGAGGAGGGGCAAAAGAAACUGUACUGUUUGUUUUAUGUUGAUGAUUUAUUAUUCUUUUGGAAGGAUGUUGCAAUGUACAAUAGCGCCCUAGCUCAACUGAAAGAGCACUUUGACAUGAAAGAUCUUGGUGAGGUAAACAACUACCUAUCUCUGGAAAUAGAGAGAGAUCAAGAUGGUAACAUUCUAGUACACCAGUCACGGAAAAUUGCUGAUGUGUUAAGCAAACUAAAUCUGAUGGAUGCUAACCCUGUAGACACACCGAUGACAACAGGUUAUCAGGUAGAUGACACUGAAGAAGCAUUUUCUGACACUACACUGUACAGGAGUGUGCUAGGCAAGCUAAACUUCAUUGCCAGAUGUUCAAGACCAGACAUUGCUGUUAGCUGUAAUUUGCUAAGCAGACAAGUCAACAAUCCUAGUGUCAAGGAUUGGAAAGCUCUGAAACGCAUAGCGCGGUAUUUGAAAGGCACUAUGCAUUACAGACUGAGAUUUAACAAUCAGAAGUCUGGUGGUCUUGAGAUAUUUGCAGAUGCAAGUUUUGGAAGUGACACUACAGACAGGAAAAGUACGUCUGGAGUUUGCUAUAUGUACAAUCAGAGUCUGUUUGAUUGGUCAUGCAAGAAGCAAACAACAGUUAGCUUAAGUACUUGUGAAGCCGAACUGAAUGCACUGUCUUAUUCACUUAAGGAUUGUGAAUGGUUAGUACAAUUGUGCAAAGAUAUGAAAAUUCCUGUCAAAUGUCCAAUCCAGGUUUACCAGGACAACAAAGCAUGUUUGGCUUUGCUGAAGUCUGAAGGUUGUAAGCAAAGCACAAAGCACUUGCAAUUAAAGUUGCAGCAUGCUAGGGAAUGUAUUCAGAAGGGACUCGUAACGGUGUCCUAUAUGCCAGGUAAUGAAAUUCCUGCUGAUGUAUUGUCCAAGAUUGUAUCAAGGGAUCAACACUGUACCUAUGUGCAGAAGUUGGGUUUGUACUGAUAUUGUACAAACACGCUGCCCAGUGAUGUUCACAGAAAGGGGGAGGAUGUUGGUUUCUGCUUUCCUUCACUGUGCAGCUUUGCUUGUCACGAGACAGGUGUUUACAUUCCACAGUCUGUACUGUUGGAGUUUCUCACGGGAAAGGGAGACUGGAUGUGACGUACACUGGUUUCCUGUUUUUCACUGUGUGAUUCUCUCCGAGCUGUCGAGGAGAGAGGAUGCAUUUUCUGCUCCGGCAGAGGCAAGAUGUCUUUCUGUAAUAUACCAGCUUUGAACUGUAAAUAAAGCAAUAUGGAGUAUGCAGCACGUAUUCCUCAUCCUUCCGCUGGGCACGAGACUCUGCUUAAAUCAACAAUCUCUUGCUGAUCUUAUCUCUAAACUAAAAAAAUCCCAAUCUUUCCCAGAAGGGUAGUUGCUCCAUUCUCUCAAUCACUUUGGUUGCCCAUUCUGGAAUCUUUUCCGAACUCUAUAAUCCUUUUUGAGGUGAGGAGAUAAAAACUGUACACAGUAUUCCAGGUGUGGUUAUACCAUAGAUGUGUAUAACAAUAUUGACAGUUUUACCUAAUGAUCCCUAGCAUGUAAUUUGCCUUUCUCACAUCUGCUGGGCUGUGGCUUAUCAUCUUCAUUGAGCUAUCCCCCAUGACCACAAGGUCUCAUUCCUGGUCAGUUGCUACCAGUUAAGACCCUAUGAGCAUAUAUGUGAAACAUAGAUUGUCUGCCCCAAUGUGCAUUACUUUACACAUGCUUACAUUGAAUUGCAUUUGCCUUUUUUCCCACCAUUCACCCAGUUUGGAGAGAUCCUUUUGGAGCUCUUCAUAAUUCCUUUUUAACCACCCUGAACAAGUUGCUAUCAUCGGCAAGCUUGCCUAAUGCACUACUCACCCUUAAUACUAGAACAUUUAUGAACAAAUUUAAAAGCACAGGUACCUAUAUUGAUCUUUAGAUUUUUUUUUAUAAAAACAACAACAACAGGAAUAUUGGGGGGUGUCUUUUUUUAUUAAUCACUAGCUGCAAGUGAAACUAUUUUUGAUUGUUUCGAUAUCUUAUUUAGGAUUCCAGUUCUGUUGUUGAGUGGGCACAGACUCCUAAAGAGAAGACUCUGCGAGGAACAGAACAUCCGAACAGUUACGAGGCAGAAUGGGAUAUGGUCAACACAGUCUCUUUUAAAAAGAAACCACAGUCAAAUGGAGGUAAAUGAAGAAUACUGUGUAUAAAAACAUAUAAGCUAUUCCAGUGGAUGAUCCCAGACACUGAGGUUCUACAUGUGGAAGAAACCACUGGGUUGGGCCCCUUUUCUUGCGUAGCUGAAAGCUGCAAACCUUUUGCUCUGCUUGUGGAGCUCCUCUCAUCUGAUAGUGCUGAUCAUCUGUCUGUAGUGGGCUUUAACACUCUGAAGUGGGGUGAAUUUGUGUAAAAUAAUGCACUCUGAAAAUAUUCCAUCUGUAGCAGGUAAUGACUGCUCCCCACAUCAAAUGGGGGCACAUUUUGUGUGGUUGCACGCAGCUCCCCUGGACCUAUGCUGCACCUGGUGGUACAGCCUGGCUUCGCCUCCCCCCCCCCAGCUGGACACCUGGAGGUCUCCGCCUACCUCUGCCCAUUAUCCUAUCCCGGCUGGGGAGGCGUUGCCAGGAGAUUUGGCCACCCUGCCCACACAAUAGAGGGCAGAACUUACCUGGGAAUUCUCAGUCGCCUCCAGAGCCAGCUGUGCAUGUAGCAUACUUGUUUUUUUCCCUUUUGGGUGUUAAUGUUAUAAUAUGAACUAAAUUAGUGCCGGUUCUUUUCUAAUAAUGACAGUUUUUACCAUAUGUCUUUGAUAGGGUAUAUGCUAUUGGUUCGGCGAGAAGAGUUGAAUGACUAAAUACUUCAGUUUUUCAGAUCCUAGUCAAGUUGCAUAGGAAUAUAUCAACUGCGUUUUACUUUCAGACCAUUGCUCCAUCCCUGUUCAUUGAGAUAGACAGUAAUGGACGUGAUUCCCCAAGAUCUUGGGCAGGGGAUUUUCUCAGCCUUCCCACUUCAAAUUCUUUUAACCAGAGAAUAAGCCUGGUACUUUGUGAAGGCAUACCACCACUAAUAGUGGUGGAGCUAGCCACACUGAAGUAUUGGAUGAAAUUUGUGCUACCAUGAUGUUAAGUGCACUUAUUCUUGGAAGUAGUUUUAAUAUAUUCCAGGGCUAUGCAUUGCAUAUUGGCUUCAGAUCAAGAAAAUAACAUACUCUUUUCCCCAUUAGAUGCUGCUGUUCACACAAAUGGAGAGAACAAGUGGUCCUUCCUGUUCAGUUUAGCAGAUCUAAAGUCCAUUAAGCAAAACAAAGAAGGAAUGGGAUGGUCCUAUUUGGUAUUCUGCUUAAAGGAUGAUGUUGUCCUCCCAGCUCUUCACUUCCAUCAUGGAGACAGCGCCUUAUUGAUUCAUUCCCUUAGAAAAUAUGUGGUGCUUUGUGAGUAAGUAUUCAUUGCUAUUCCUUUUUUUUAAUGAUAUUUAUUAGUAAUUUAAAUUAAGUAAAAGAGAAUAAAAAAGAAAAGACAAACCACAGUCAAAACAAUACAAUUAAUAAAAAUCAAAAUCAGUAAAGAACACACAAUUGAAAACAAAAUAUGCCAAUAAACAUUUAAAAAACAACCAAUAUUCUCUACAUCUUAACUGUCAUUACCUUCUUUUCUUUGACCUCCCCUUUUUUGUAUCCUAAUUAUUAAUUGUCACAGCAACUUUUCCUCAUAUUUCAUAAUAUUCUGUCACACUUUACCUUAAUCUAUUUUAAUUUAUCUAAUAUGAAACCUUAAACUAAAACUUUUAAAUUUAUUUCUUACCAAUUCUCAUAACCAUAAUAUUCUACAUAAUUCUUUAAACAUUUUUGCUAGCCAAAUAAUUUCAUUCCAACAUUUUUCUAACAUUCACCACUUAUAAAACAAUCAUAAUAAUGAAAUAACAAUCCAAUCUUCAUCCAGCUGCUUUCUUCCUCCUGAACUGGUUUUACUGGGUCCUUUCAUCCCAUCAGUCUAGCGCAUUAACCUGGUAACCUUAUGUCCGAGGCCCUUGCCUUCCAUGUCCCUUCCGCAGCUCUUCUUCAUAUUUAUAGCUAUAUUUUCCUUUGUCUCAGCUUCUUCACUCUUAACUCCAGCUUGACAAUGCUUUUGAUCCUUCUGACAAAUCGCCCUUUUCCAUAGUCCCCACUAAGUUCAUGUAUUAAGAACAUGUUUCAAAAACCUCCAAACAAGAGCCCCCACAACCCCAAACAUCUAAUGCCCAUUGCCAGACUUCAAAAGUCCAAACUCUGCAUAGGGGGGUCUAUCCAACCCCCAUUUCCAAACCAAACCAAAUCCUUGCCUUCCAAAUUCAUUUUUCCAAAACAUUUAUCAAACUAAGAACGCUGUUCCUGGGCCGCAGCUCCUCCAUCCCUGGCGCCACAUUCAGCAACGUCCCUCUCUCAUCUGCCUGUCAGGCACACUUACCCAAUUCCUGUAAAUCUACAUAAUAUCCCACUGCUCAUUCAAAAUUUUUGACCAGAUCAGCUAUAAAAUCUGUCUUCUUCUCAUGUAGCUGUUCCAUAGGCAAUUUGUUUUACAGAAAGCAUCAACAGAGCUUCUGAACAAGAUCCUGCAAGGUCAGAAGACUAUUCCCACGAUCAAAUCAGGAACAUUGCGAGCUUCCCGAUUCAAAAUUGUUACAGUUUCACAGGCUCCCUCUAGGGGAAUAGACUCUCGCUGUUCUCUUUCUUUUAAAAACAAAUCUAACAACAAAGUUUCUUUUCAGAUAUUUCCUUGUCAAUAUUUGUCUUUGAAAUGCGAAGGGGGAAACAAAUGGAAUCACUAUGUAUCUCUUCCUUAGCUAACUGCCAAAAGCGCUUGUUUCUGGUCAAUGAGAGCGCUUCAAAUAACCUCAUCCACACCCUCGCCUCCAGACUGCAGACGGGUGGUGCCAUUUUUACUUACACUCACUCUGCAGGCUUGAACAGUCCAGAAAAUCUCCUUCUCCCAGCCCAAGGGGGUUCCACAAUUUUAAAUGAAUGUGUUAAUCCUUGUAGUUGCAUUUUCAGAACUUAGUUUGCAGUGCCUUGCUUUAAUCUAUCUACAAAGAAACGGGAAGGCCACUUCCUGUUUAGACCUUCCGUUUCAGUGCCAAAUGUUAAACUUUAAGUCCAGUUUUCCUUUCUGCUCACAAAUCCUUAUUUAGAGUCCAAUUGUCCGAAACUUAAGUACUCACGUGGUAGUUGUUUUAAAGUGCUAAAUUUGUCCAGGAAAAAGACAGCACUCUCCGGCAACGGCAGUGCGGCUACGCUCCACUGAAGAAGCAGUUCACUCUCAGCACCGCGCCACUUCCUCUUCGCUCCGAGCCCGUUAGUGGGUUCCUUUGGCGGGCUGGGGGCGCUAAAGGUGCCCGCUUGUCUCAAGGGGUCACAGGCUUCAUCCGCCAGAUUUUGACAACAUCCCGUCGCCGUAGCGGAAAAGACCCGAUUCCCGUGGAGCUGGUCCCUCCAGUUCAGAGGGAGUCCGCCAUUGCUGAUGGCGCCACCCCGGAAGUCUAUUUGGUCAGUUAUUCUAGCUUUACUGUUUGCAUAGCCAUCAUAAUGAGUUGAUCAACUUUUUUUUUUAAGCCAGCCAGUGAAUAAAUAAUGCUUCUAGUCAUAGUUUUUAAACCCAUCAAUAGGCUCAAGUUGUGAUUUUAAAAAGAAAUACUAAAUUGUAAUUAUCAAGCACAACUCUGCGAAGAACCUGUAAUGUUACUACAGGAUGCAUUUAUUUAUUUAUUAACUGCCCUUCACCCUAAGGUCCCUGGGCAGGUUACAAUAUUAAAAAUAUACACCUCAAGUGUCAAAAGCUAGGGUAAAAAGGUGCAUUUUUAGUUGACAUUUUGCACAGAAACUCAUACAUAGAUUAUUUUAAGAUGACAGCCCAAGCUAUAGCAAGCAGGUAACACUACAUAUGGGAGAAAGGAGUGGCAGGUACAGAAUCUCCUGAAAUACUGAAUUCUCUUUCCCCUACUGGCUGUCUACAGUAGGGGGAAGGUGAGAUGCAAAAUACAACACCCCAGCAUUCUUUCUCCCUCUGCCCAGUGGCUGUAGCUAGCAGAAAAGCUGCAAGAAAAUCCAAAUCCAGCACUUCUUAGUUUUCCAAGAAUGGCAGCUUAGUUCAGAGACACUUCUUCAGAUGCUGGUGGCCAGGCUUCUGUAAACAAAACAUCCUUAUUGUAAAAAUAUCCAAUAGAGAAGUCACUGCAGCCCUGCAGCUGCGCUAGGCUUGAAUUUGCAAUUGACCAGGCCCCUAAAGUCUUUCCUCUCUUACCACUUGCAUCUCCUAGAUCUGACCCUUCCUGCUUUCAGGACUAAUCUCUUCAAUGAUUUUUCUCUGUUGGCUCUGCUGGAUCAAAAUAAGUGAUCCAGGUAAUAGGAAAUAAAUAAUUUCUUUUGGAGACUGGCAAUAAACAAUUCACCUACGAUAAGCUCUCCAGUAGUAUAUAAACUAAGAUCACAGUACUAACUAGUCAGAGGUCUGAGAGGAAGAGGGAAUUUCUGUGACGCCCUGAACAAAUACAACCCUAGGCCAUUGGUUACUAACAAUAAAUAUCUGACUGACUGAGAUUGUUGCCCACAUCUUGUAUUUAGUCCCAGACCAUGACUGGACAUCUUCUAACUUCUCUUAAAAAUAUAUUCUAAAUGAGUAGGCAUUUUCUAGUUGGCACUCAAAUCUGACAGAAGCUUUUUUAAUUUCAAGCAAAUAAUGCCUAAUUAGAGAAUUGAAGUAUACAAGAGAGUAAGUAGGAUUUCAAAGUUUCUUUUAAAAGACUCUAAAUUCAGUUUAAUAUUACUUGAAAAAUCCAUAUUUCCUUGGUACAAUAUCAUAAAUAACUGCUCAGAGCAAAUAAAGUGAUGCUAAUUUAUUGUGAAUAUUACUCAGAAUGAGUUUAAUUAAAAUGGAAGUAUCUUUAAGAGGUUUUUUUUAUUCUGAUGGGUUAGCUAAGUAUGACGCAUCACAACCUUUGCUUUCUGGGCUGUAUUAGCAAACCUCAGUUCUGGUUUAUUAACAGCCGUGUCAUCAAGACUGAUUAUAUCGCCUCUUCUGACUUUAAGAUGCAAUCUGUUGUUGAAUUUCAUAUCCUCUGGCACAAAUGCUGCAUCCUUCCAUGCCAGCACUGGGAAGCGAUAGCAUUUAUUAAAAGUCUUAUCUUUAAUAACAGAAUAGGUGGUAGGUGUUCCAGGUAACAAUGAAUAAAUGUAAUGGUGUUUUGUUUCAGAAGCUAGUAAUAGUGAAUCCAACCAGCUAAUUUCCUGAAUAAGCCUGAGGUGGCAAUCAAAUACUUUCAACUUUUUUAAUAGUGAUGUCUUCUUUCUGUAUAUUUCUGUGUGCACAUGCACACAUAUAAUCCUCUUAAAAUAUUGCACAAUGAAUUCACUUUUCCCAAAUGUGAUGGCUAUAUUGUUGAAUUUCCCAAAAGAAAGACUUUGAUUUUAGAAGGGGAAAUGGUUUGUUUUUGUUCACAGAUCUCCACAGGACAAGAGAAUUCUUGUGAACUGCCAGAGUAUUUCACAGUCGUUUGAAAAUCUCCUUGAUGAACCAGCAUAUGGUUUAUUAGAGGUUUGUGUGAUUUCCUAAUUGUUUAAUAUUCAGUUUAAUAUUCAAGAUUUUAAAAUGCCCAAUUCUUGAAGGGAAACCAAAUUUCAACCCUGGGAAUUUUCAUGCUGGCAGAUCCUUAUUUUUCUUUGCUAUGUUUUCUGUACAAAAUGAAGUAUGUAUUUGAUUUCUUUUUAAAAUGUCCUUAUCUGUAUCCUGCCCUUCUUCCCAGUGGGAACACUGAACUGGUGAAAGAGGCUGUAAUGCAUUAUUUUGGAGAUGCAUUUUUUCAGCUUCCUGUAGCCUUUUGGACACAACUUGUAUCAGUUGUGUACUCUUUGGGCAGCUUGCUUUUGAGAAUGAAUGUCAUACUAUCAGAAUUCCCCCCCAAAUUUGUGUGAGCCAUUUCAGAAUUUGUUUACCCCUGUGCUGUUCUCAGAAACUGAAGACUGAUCCUUACACAGCAACAAUGGGAAGAUUUUCAAAAGUGACCAACUAUAUAUAUGAUAGUUUACGAGGAAGUGACCCCGCAACUCAGCAGCGGCCUCCCUCAGAAAUGGCAGACUUCUUUAGCGAUGCUAUACCAGGCUUGAAAAUAAAUCAACAGGAAGAACCAGGAUUUGAAGUCAUUACACGAGUAAGCAUUCUUGAUAGCGAGGGUGGUUUUAAGAUACAAAUUAGUGCACUGGUAAUAAUUUAACAGCUUUUCUGGUGCAUAUUUUAGAUUGAUUUAGGAAAGCGACCCGAAGUGAACAGAAGACAACCAGUGUCGGUUGAAGAAUGGACUAAGAAUAUGGAUUCUGAAGGGAGAAUCUUAAAUGCUGACUCCAUGAAACAAAUGAUAUUCAGAGGGGUAAUAUCUUAGAAUAUCUCUUUAAAAAUUGUACCGUAUUCGCCCAAAUAUAAGCCGUACCCAAAUAUAAGCCGCACCUUUAAAAUUCAAGAGGGAAAAGGAAAAAAAAGACAAUACCCAAAUAUAAGCCGCUCUCUUAAAAUUCCACAGGCACUCACACCUGUUCUGUUUUGCCAUAUGUCUGUUUCAGCAGCGAUAUCCUAAAAGCCAAUUUUUGUAAGGUCACGAAUUUCAGCCGCACUUUAACUUUUCACAGUCGGAAUUUGGGGGGGGGAAAGUGUGGCUUAUAUUCUGGCCAAUACGGUAUUUGAUUCCUUAUUGCUAGGACAGUAGCUAGCAGGUACAUGUAUUUGGUUAUUCCUCCAGAAAAGGUUAACUGAAAUUAUGAAUCAUUCAAAUAGCAAUACUCCGAAGCGGCUGGCCAUCAAAUCAGGGGUAGCUAACCUGUGUUCCUCUGGAAGUUGUUGGAUCCCAACCCUCACCCACCCCAUCCGGCAUGGACCAUAACCAUGGAUGAUAGGAGUUUUAGUCCAACCACACAUCUAGCCAUGCUUGUUAUAUAAACCCUUUAAGUUCUGUUUUGAAAGCAGUGAUUUCGCGCCGUGGAUUUCUAAUGCCCUGUUUGGAGAAGCUCACUACUUUUCAUGUGUGUUGAUACUGCUAAUUGCAGGACUGGUCCCUUAGUGGCUAAUACUGAAUAAGGCAGAGUUAUGUGAAAAUACGUUGGCGUGAACAAUGCAUAAAUAAGAAUUUAGCAAAUAAAGUAUGCAGAUCUUUUAGGACAGAAAUGAGGAUGUGCUAGCCUUAGUUUAAGGUUUAAAUGAAGUCCACUAUGGCCAUAGCUUUUUACUCCAUAGCCGCUGAUAGAACAUGGGCGUCUUGAAGGAGUUUGCCCUAAGGCUGAGAUGGGCAACUCAUGACCCUCCCGCUGCUGUAGGAGUACAGCUCUCCUCUUUCUUGACCAUGCUGCCUGGGGCUGAUGGGAGUUGGAGUCCAGCAACACCUAGACAUUGCAUCCUUGUGCACAGUGCCACUUGCCUAAAUCUUUUCUAGAUGGCUCCAGGUAAAGCCAAAUAGAACUACCUUUAGAACUUGUUGGAAAUUAUUUGUAAUGUUCUAAGAUUUGCCUUCCCACAGUGACUUCAGUUUAACCUGAACAGUGUGUUAUAGAUAUUUUGGAGUAAUAGCUUUAAAAGACAAAUGGUUUCAGUAUUUACACUUAAAGCUUUCAGAUAAAUUUAGAAAAUGUAAGUUUCUGCCCAAAGACCUAUGAAUCUGCAUGUUGAUAAGAUGUGACAUGAGAGGGAAGGAGGCAGGGAGCUUAGAAAGGGGGGGUGUUGCGGAAAAACAUGUAAUUUAAUUAACCUCCAGGUUGAUAACUUCAUUUUUUUCAAUGAUACGUUUAUAAACAUAAUGCAGAAAAAUAUUAAGGUAGGGAAACAAACAUAAAAGGUUAGGUCUUAAUGAGCAUCCUAAAAAGAAGUUGAAGAAACUAGGUGAUCUAACAGCAGGGGAAAGAACCCCACCCUCCCAAAAAAAAAUGACCAGAGGAAAUCAAACGUAGGAAACAGUGGCAAUAAAAUUAGGUAAUGUUAGCUCCUGCACAACUACAGGAUUUGAAUAAAGUUGUUCUUAUAAAGCGCCUGAUGUUGCCAUUGCUAUUUUAUUAUGUUCCACUUAGGGCCUUUGUCAUGCUUUGAGAAAGGAGGUCUGGAAGUUUCUUUUGGGUUAUUACCCUUGGCACAGUACUAGGGAAGAAAGAACAAAUAUACAGAAAAGGAAAAUGUAAGUACGGCUCCCUUAAAACAAUGUCAUAAUGUGGAGUAAACUUUGCAUACUUGCAAGACAACUGCUUACAAAUAUCAUUACUACUAUCAUUUUUUCUUCAGAGAUGAGUAUUUCAGGAUGAAGCUUCAGUGGAAAUCUGUCAGUGAAGAACAAGAAAAAAGAAACUAUAGAUUGAGGGACUACAGAAGUCUUAUAGGUAAUUUUAAGAAACAUAGAAGGCAAAGAGAUAUGUUAGUGAUAAACUUUUACUCCUUUUUUAAAAAAUUGAGGUGACCUCAAUUAUCCACGAUGUUUGUUAGACAUUGUUUCUGUAACAAAAUUAUGACCUGUUAGGUUCAGUGUGUAGGUUCAUGGCUUCUUUCUCUUUCAUGUCCUAACACUGUGAACAGAAGACAAAUAUCAUAAUAAAAGGAUUAAUAAUGAAUAGAAAUGAGCCAAACAAACAAACUCACCAUUCUUUCAACGAGUGAUCUCAGGGCUGCCAUGAAACAGUGUAUUUUAGUUACCAAAUGCCUGGAUAAACAGGAAUGUUUUUAAUUUCCUCUUGAAGUCAGCAUGCGUGCUGUGCAGCCAUUUCUUUUCUGAUCCUUGUAGUUGAUGCAAUUUUAUUUUGCUGCUGACUGAAAUAAAGGAAAGCUGAGUGUGUGCUGAACUUGAUUUCACUUUAAAUAAAUUUCUACAGGUUGCUGACCAUAUGCUUUAGUAGCCUGUUACAAACUAAAACUAACAUCAAACUUUAUUAUUAUCUGCUCUUACAAGCAAUGACAAACAUUUAAAAUGCUUUAUAACAUUAGCAAUAACUCUUAAAGGCAAGAGGGAUAGUAUGAGACCAGAAAGCUAAGUUGUAUGUUUAAUGUGCAUCACAGCAGGCAUGCAGUCACACCAGUGUAAGAAGCAGAGUAAUAUUUUUAGUUUAAAAGCAGCAAAAAGGGAGGAUCAUCUAACCUUUUUCCUUCUUGCUGCUUUUCCAAAUUUCUUUCUUUUAGCCACUUUUCUCCUACUGACAAGCAUGUAUUUUGCUACUGAAAGCAGACGCACAUUCAGAAUACUGAAAGUGAACUUGGAGAUAUACUUUUGAGGGGAGAAAUAGUUAAUGUUCUUGCUUUUGGCAUUUGAAGGCUUUUUUAUUUUUUGCCUUUUAAUACAACACAAAACGUAUUAGAAGUGUCAGAGUUGAAUGUAGACAAGAAGCUUUAUUCUCCCAUAGCUUUACUAUAAUGAUCUUAUAGUUUGCACAGUAGGGUAAUUUGCUCCUGUCCAGUCCUUUUUGCUCCAGUGCUGAGCUAAACCAGGGUUAGGCUUAGCAUGUAGUCUAAGGCAGGACUCAUGGUUGAGCACAUUCACUUACCACUAACUUUAAAGUCCUGGUUUAGCUCAGCACAAUGCAGCAGUACAAAAGGCAAGAGAGGAGCAAAACGGCUUCAAGAUCCUCUCUGUGUCCUCACAUGCUUCUGAGGUUUGGUAAAGCAUAGCUAGAUUUGAUUCACACAAGAAGCUUAGUCAGUGCAUUUUAAUCAGAUUCUAAUAGUUUGUGGAAUGUUACAGUAGCAUAAAACUAUACAGUAUACGCUCAGAGACUAAGCAGAUAAACCUGGGGUUGGCAACCCAAGGCCCAUGGGCCACAAGCGGCCCAUGGGGGUCGUUUAACUAGCCCAACGACCCCCGUCACCCGCUUGGGGACCCCCACCGCCCACUCGCUCGGCUCCCGUGCGAUGCGCUAAACCGAUGCAGAGCAUAGUGGGGCCCGCCUUCCGUGACUCUGGCCAGCUUCCCAUUGGCUACAGGAAGCUCCUGCAGCCAGUGGGAAGCUGCGCAUGCCUCCUCUGCGCCAGAAGGAGUGCUGGAAAUAGUGUUUGCACAUAUGUGUGUGCGCGCACACACUGGCCCACCGUGGUGUCUGCAGGACCGUGAACCGGCCCAAGCCACAAAAACUUUGCCGACCCCUGAGAUAAACUAACUUCAGUAACAAUUAAAGAAACAUGGGGAAAUGGAGUGUCCUAAUAAAACAUUCUCAUGCUAAACCAAGCAAUUAAACCUUAAAGGCUUGAUUACAUAUCAACUCCUCACCAUUCAAUUUAAUGUAACACCACAUAUCUAGUACAUUUGAGUGACGUUUUACAUUUAACAUAUCUCAAAUAGACUCUGCCGUGUGUUAAUUCAAUGAAAAUGUUUUACAUUUUAAUCAGGAGGUUUCUAUAAAAAGUAUACCGUUUUCUAAGUGUUUGGAAAUCUGCUUAUAAGAAAUCAUCUUAUUUGAGACAGGAAGAAUUUGUCUUAAAUACUCUUAAAAGCUGCUUUAAUGCAUUUUAAAUGACACCCUCUGAAUUUAGUUGUCUUUACUAGGCACUUCAAAGCUCAGCACAGUGUUUGAGAAAUUGGAAAUUUGAAGAGCAUCCUGCAUUUUUUAGAUAUAGGCUUAGCAGAAGCUGUUUUGAAAAUGUAUUAAAUCUGUGUGCUGCUUUUCAGAAAAAGAUGUAAACAGAACAGACCGAACAAACAAGUUUUAUGAAGGUCAAGAUAAUCCUGGGUUGAUAUUGCUUCAUGACAUUUUGAUGACCUAUUGUAUGUAUGACUUUGAUUUGGGUAAGUAGGAUUCUACUUAUGUAUGUGUACUACUGUAUCUGAUCUAGUGGAACUUAUUGUAAUUACCCUUCAGAGAAAACUUGAUGUACAUUCUGUCUUAGAUGUCCAAAUUAAUUAUGUGUUUUACCAUUGGUUGCAACAAGUGGGGCCUGCAAAAAACUUGUUUAGUUUUGGUACUUGUGUACUCCUGAUUUUGGAGAUCAAAUAAAUGUAUCAAAAAGUUUCCAUUGCUCAUAUGCUUAUUUGAACAAAUACCGUAUUUUUCCAUGUAUAAGACACCCCCUAUUUUGGGGGACUCCAAAUUAAGAAAACACCCCUCAGCACUACCUGUGUAUAUGACGAGCCCCAAGUUUAAACCUAUUUUUGGUAAAAAAAAAACUUAGUCUUAUACACGGAAAAAUACGGUAGUUUAGGAAGAGGAUGGGAGAAACUAAGUAGUUACUUUUCAAUCUUUUGGGUACAGUUUGCCACAUAUCACCAGUUUUCUCUCUCUCUCUCUCUAAUACAAGGCUAUGUUCAGGGAAUGAGUGACCUGCUUUCUCCGAUUUUAUAUGUGAUGGAGAAUGAAGUUGAUGCCUUUUGGUGCUUUGCAUUGUACAUGGAUCAAAUGGUAAGUCUUUUCAUCUUCAUUCCUGUUGUUAACUUCAGUUACUGUUUCAAGUGUAACUUAUUUCUGUAACUUCUGUUUAUCAUUAAACUUUUGUUAGCAAUUUAUGUAGUGUUUAUCUUGCAGCGUAGCAACAGAUAUAUAAGCAAGAAAUGUAUGUUCCAUAAUUAUAAAGAUAAUGCUGUGUUUCAAUGUUGUAACCUGUGCUGGGAUCUUAGGGUGAAGGGUAAGUAAAUAAUAAUUAUUCUUGGCAUCUAUCUGUCUCGAGAGACAAUGGAAGAGUGUGCCUUCGGGGGUAAAGUCAAAUUGCUGAAGAAUUACAGUGCCUGCUGUGACUGUAGAGACCAAUAUGAGAGAGACCUAUUUUAUUGCAGGUGGGGCAGAUGAAGGUGUCCAGUCUUAUUGGACUCCAGAUUAUUCUAAUUUGCGUAAUUCAAUAAAUUAAAAUUAUCAAACCCAUAUCUUUAAAGCGAGCUGCAUGGAAUGCUGUUAGCAUCCCAACAGGACCAAAAUCACAUUAAUGUUUAGUUUUGUUAUUAUAUAUUUGUUUUGAUUUAAUACUCAUCUUGGCCCUCAUGUAGAAUAAAAAUAUUCUAGAUGCUGUUUCAAUUUGUUUCCCAUUAAGCACCAGAAUUUUGAAGAGCAAAUGCAGGGUAUGAAGACACAGCUGAUUCAUCUGAGUACUUUACUUCGCUUGCUAGAUAGUGGAUUUUGCAGUUACUUGGGUAUGUAUGACAGCUCAGAACAACUUACCACUGAUGAUGAUGAUGAUGAUGAUUAUUAUGUUUUCCAUUUACACAUUUCCCCAUUCUUAUACAGUAGUUCUUUUUGACUUCCCACCCAGCAUUCCAUGACCGUUCUUUUUACAUCUUGUUUGGCUGCAUAUACAUUAUUUUUUUCACCUUAUUUUCCACCCUUUCAUGUCUUUAAUCUUGUCAGCUGUUGGUCACAAAGUUACCUGGAAUUUAUAUUUUAAGUCAUAUUUCUGUAAAUAUUCCCCCAAGUACCCCCACUCACUUCUCAGCCGUUUAUCAUAUUGAGUUCUUAUUUUAGUUGUCACACUGGCUUCUGGUUUUGCCAUGCAAAGGGAAAGCUGUAGCUCAUUGCUCUCCUUCCGAGGGAAAUCAGGCUGUCGUGGAAGUGGGGGGAAAGUGUGGGCUCCACGUUGCCUCAAAAACUCCAGAGCUGAACUGGAGUUCCUAAAGAGCUCCUGCAGCACCAGAGGGUCUCCCCCAAAACCACCUUUCACCAGGAGAAAACUUACCACUGUUCUUAUCUAGAAUCUAGACAGUGGCCGUGUUGGCAUGGCCUGUUAAGUCAGACUUUCUGGCUUGUUGUGGUUUACUGAGAAUGAGCAGCAUGUGCAUGCUGCCCAGUUGCUCCCGCUUCUCGCCUCUGGCAUGACCAGAAUAAAAAAAUCAGGAAGCGUUGGUUUCACAUUAUAUCCGAACCAGGGAUCCAUGAUCAGCAAGCCAACAACAAACAAUUUCUUCAGAUUGGCUCAUGAUCAUGGUUCAGAUGUAUUGGCUUCCUGGUUUGUUCAUCACAUUUAAGCCAGAAGAGGAAUGGGAACAAACAGGCAGUGUGCAUUUCCAGUAAACCGGAGCUUCCUAUUCCUGGUAAACACAGUAAGCCAGAAAGUCUGACUUGGGACAUUCAAACACAGCCAGUUGCUUAAAAUACUUUUCCUACACCAAUUACUUUCUCAAUUGUUAUAAAGAGAGUUCUGUGCUACUUAGAUACUGUUUCAGUCUUGCCUAUCCUCAGUUUUUAACCCUUACUUUCAGAGCCCUUUAGGAAGCAAUGAUUAGACUUCCACUAACAAUUGAUGUUCCAAGAGAGACUUGACUAGGACCACAAUCUCUCAGCCUAACCUACCUCACAGGGUUGUUGUAGGGAUUCACUGAGGAGGAAGGGAUCCAUGUGUGCCACUUUGAGCUCUUUGGAGAAGAAGGUGGGAUAUAAAUGAAGCAAACAAAUGAAAUUAUGGUCCAUAUUUUCCUCAGUUUUCCACCCCAAAAAACUCUAGAACAAACUAACUUUUUGUAAGCAAUUGUCGCCAGCAAAGCUGUUAGAUGUAUUAAUAUAUUAAACAUACUUUAAGCGAUUCACAACCAGCAUUUCUGUCAAAGAUUUAUUUUUUCAUGUUCUUUUUUAAAAACUGUUUUAGAAUCUCAAGAUUCAGGAUACCUUUAUUUUUGUUUCCGGUGGCUUCUAAUAAGAUUUAAAAGAGAAUUCAGUUUUCAAGAUAUUCUUCGCUUAUGGGAGGUAAGAAGUAGCUUUUUAUUUUAGCACCUACCGCCUAAAAUGCUGAAAAUAUGGUUCUGGAGGAAAAUACAUACAAUUUAGCUAAACUGAAUCAUGUUAAAGCAAUGUAUAAACAGUGGCAUCUAGAGGUGGCAAGAGUGUGGCCAUUGGGCCUUGAGUCUGCCACCUGGCUGUGUGGGUGAGGAAGUUCAUAGCUGACCAAGAGGGGAGACUUAUCCUCUCUGGUUUGCUCUUAGGUACUGGAGGAGCAUUUGUAGAUGAACUAGUCUAAUCCCCUGCUUGAUGCAGAAACUGCAAGGUUUAAUUUAAAUCAAAGUUUAAUUUAAAAAUUAUAAUGCCAUCUGACAGAUGGUUGCCCUAUCUCUGCUUGAGGACCUCCAGCGAGGGAGAGCAGCUUGAAGUUAGCAACACCUUAUUCCUCUCAACUGUUAUGUUUUUAUUCCUAUUCAGGAUUUUCUCCUGCAUCCACACUAUUUUAUAAGGUGCUAUUGAAUAAUAGUUCCCAAGUUCUCAUUACUAUCAGCAGCAUGUAAACUUGGAAAAAUGCACAAAGCAUACCAGGGUGAAAGGAAAUGUCUCUGCUUACAACAGGGUGGCUAAUCCAUGGGCCAUAUGUCUGUUCCCCAUGGCAUCUCAAGAAUUCCCUCCACCAUUUAUUACCUUUCAAAUAUAACAAUGUGUUAUGGUGUUUUAAUUGACCACUCCAAUGGGUCCCACACAAUGAUGCCAAAAGGCUUUCUGUAGGUCCCUCACAGCCCCCUCAAAUGUUUCCAUUAAAAAAAAUUAAAUUACAAGUAAUGUUUAAAAUUAUAGGUCCCUGCUAUGAUACUGUUAUGCCAAAAGGUUUUUGGCUGUUCCCCAAAUUUGUCCAUUAAAUUUCUAAAAUAUAUUUAUUGCUGCCACUCUUGUGGGUUGGUUAUGGAUCAGUGCAGCCCUUAGCCCAAAGAAAACUAGCCACACCUGGCUUAUAGCUUUGAAUAACAAUCAUAGGACCCACUUAAUUGCUCCAAUACUCCCUGAUCUGCUACUGCAUGGGUCUGUCACUUUUGCUACCACUAAGAAGGUGACUUGCCCAGAAUAUCAACUGGUGGCAUCAGACCCAGUUUCCUGGCAAAUACAACCUAGUCACUGUAGGCAAAGUUUGUAUUUCCUUUUUUCUGAAGUAUAGAGUGUAUUUCCAUAUUCCAGUUUUAAGAGUCCUGAAAACUUACUUAUUCCUGAAUAAUUCUGUUAAGUAAGUCAACCCAUUUAUUCCACUGCACUACUACAGUCGGACGUUGGAUCCCCAAAGUCCUGGAAUGUGGAUGUUUUGGCUCCCAAACGUCGCAAACCUGGAAGUGAUUGUUCUGGUUUGCAAACGUUCUUUUGGAACCCAAACGUCCGAUGGGGCUUCUGCGGCUUCUGAUUGGCAGCAAGAGCUUCCUGCAGUGAAUCAGAAGCUGUGAUUUAGUUUCUGAAUGUUUUGGAAGUCGAAUGAACUUCUGGAACUGAUUCCGUUCAACUUCCAAGGUUUGACUGUACUGGUUUUCUGAUCCUGAUUUUCAGUGAGGCAUGAAGAUCUGAAGGAUCCACCCAAAAUAUCUGAAAUUCAUUGAGGGUGACAAAUGCUAUCAGGACAUAGCUCUACCGUUUGCCCUUGUCAAGAGCUUCAGAAUGUAGCAUGAAAUUAAUUAUAGAUAGUUAUUAAGCAAGCUAUUAUGUUUUUCUGUCUAGAUAAUAGUUUAAUUAGCUGGCAACCUCUACUGAAAUAUAUAAUAAGUUAGAAAACUAUCCCACCCCCCUCUGAUGUAAUUGUAAGUUGCCAGAAAAAUAAGUGUUUGGGGAGACUGUUAAAACCUUUUAGUACCUUACACUUGUGGCAUCAUGUUCAAGUUCUUGAUUCAUCAGCAACUUCAAUAUUCUGCUAGGUAAUGUGGACAGACUUGCCUUGUCAGAACUUCCACCUUCUCAUCUGUUGCGCUAUCCUUGAAUCCGAAAAGAAGCAAAUUAUGGAGAAGCAUUAUGGCUUCAAUGAAAUACUGAAGGUAUCUGUUGCAUCCAAAUUAUGUUCUAGCCUUUGUUUCUUGUAUUUGAAUACUAUUAGCAUUUCAUUAUGCAAUCUUAUGUGAGAUGGAACAAAUGUUAAUUCUUGGCCACAUUUCUACUGUGAUGAAAGAUGCUCAGUGUAGCUUAGUAGAUCUUAGUAAUUUAUUAACUCAUCAAGUUGAGAGAAAGUAAUAUGAAGUAGAGUUAUCAUAUAGUAUAUAGACUGGUUGCUUGAUUUUCAGAGCUAAGAGCUUACUUUUUAUACUGAGGCUGUUUUAAGUGCUUAAUCGGUGAGCUAUCCUAGGUCAGAGGAUUCCAGUAGAAAUAGGAAGCUCCAGUUGGACCUAGUGAUUUGGCUUCAGGUUAUGGUGUGAGGAGAGGCCACACACAGAAACACACAACAACCCACAAUUCAAGACAAAACUAUCCUAGACUACUGAGGAUUGUGCAGGAAGAUAGCAGUCUCUUCCAGACUUUUUCUACUCUUCUCAGCAUCUCUGCAUAGAGAUGGUGGUUUUGUUGGGUGGUUGCCCCUGAGCCUGGGGAGGUGCAGUGCUGAGGAACUACAAAUCCAAGUAGCAGACAUAAUUUACAUAUUGCAAUCUUAACCAGAUGCUAAUUAUGCGCGUAUAUUAAUCAAGUUAGCAUUUCUUUACUUAAGGUUAUGCUAACACUAGGAGCCAAAGUUCCAUGGCUCAGAAAGCUGUGCUUGGUUGCACUUCGUCAUUCUUUUUGUUCUGUUUUAGCAUAUCAAUGAACUGUCUAUGAAAAUGGAUGUUGAAGACGUACUUUGCAAAGCAGAAGCCGUUUCUAUGCAGAUGAUAAAUUGCAAGGUAAAAGUCAAGCAUAUUUUAUGAACUUUGCAUAAACAAAUGAGAUUUAACCAGGUUGAUAAUUAUUGAAACAAACCCUUUACGGUGUGUGUCGCCUCUGAUGCCUUCGAAUGAAGGGUGGUAUGCAAAUUUAAGAAGUAAAUAAUGAUGUCAUAAACUGCUGCAAUACUCAAAAUGGUACUGUGCCUAGAGAUAAAAUGAAAUCUAUCUAUACCAAUUUUAAAUGAUACGGAUUUUCUAGUCAUCCUAAAACUGCUUAUUGAACAUCUUUUCCUUCUAGAAUUAAGAAAAGGCAUAUUUUAGCUCAAACUUACAUGCAUUUAAGGAUAUGCUUCUUGUGUACUUAGCAUGUUAACUUCAAAGAACAGCAGCAAUAACUUAAAAGAGCAACCUGUGCCACAUUUUUCCUUCUUCAUAGGAAUUGCCUCAAGCAGUCUGUGAGAUCUUGGGAUUAGAGAACAGUGCUGCAACAACACCAGAUUCAGACACUGGGGAAGAUGAAACUGCUGGUGGAAUAAGUCACUCUGCACCAGCCUAUCCAAAUAUCUCCAAGCCUGUUGCUGCUGCCAAUGGAACAAGUGAAAGUAUUGAGCAAGUGACCCCCACCAUGCUGACAGAUUGAAUCUUGCACAAUUAUUUGUCUGCAUUUUUGAAGAGACACUUUAUUAUACCUGUUUUGUUUCUUUCAAGCACUUGAGGUGGAUAUUUAAGUUGUUGUUUUGAUUAAGCUUUAAAGAUUUGGAAAACAGAUCAUGUACUGUAAUACUCUUACAUCAAAGCUUUACAACAUGACCUAAUUAUUUUUGUAGUUUCUUCUACCAAAGUAGCCUUCCCCCCCUCCCCCAGAUAACAUUCCUUAAUACUUUUGUAGCCAAGUGCAUUUUUUUCCUUUUUGGUAAAAUGGAAAUCAGAUGAAUGUGAAUGGCAUGGAAAUAAAUGCUUCUGUAUCACUUUGACUUUGAGAAGUCUUGAGCAUGGAUGGUUCUUGGAUAUCAUAAGAUUCAAAAGUCUUCUAUACUAUUUCCUAUGUGAAAAGAUGCUAACUUCAUAAACAGUGCUUUGUAAAUGAAAGGAUUAUGUCCUUUCUCAAAUGUUUACAAAAACACUUGUUAAGUAUUUGUGGUUGUUGAAUGUAGAUUUGCAAUGAAGAUUUACAUAUGUGCAGUUCCCUGAUCUUGAAUUUUGUAAUCCAGGGGGUUGGCUGAACAGUACAUUUUUACAUUUUAACACCUCUUCACUUAUACAUAUUCAAACUUGUGAGUAUUAAAGGAUAAAUCUAUUUUUGACUAAGUAAACUUGGCUUUUCAUUCAGGCAAUUUUGACCGAAUUUUAAUACAUAACUGUAAACCUGCCUAUUUUUGAAAAAUCUUUUUUUCUUAAGGCUAUAUUCAGGUUCUGAAAUACUUUUACAAUGGCUUUCUCGCUUACUUAACAAAUAACGUUUCUUUGCUGAAUAGUAUAGUAACUGAUUAAAAAAAAUCAGCUUCAACUGCCUUUAUGCUAGACUACUUGAUUAAAUAAAAGCAGUUAAAAAUAAAUGCAAAAUACUAAUUAUGUUGGGUGUGUUUCCCUCAUGUAGUUCUGCAUAAGCUCCCAUGGAGGGCACAGAUAGAACGGAAGAUUCUUAUGGCGGAUUGUGCCCAUUGUCCUUAAUAAAUGACUUACAUAUGAGAAAACUCUAUGCUUAUAUGAUACCAUUCUUUCCAUUUUUAUAGUAAUGUGGGAUCUGACAUAGAUUCAGUUGUAUUUGUUCCUGAGAACCAUUGUACAUAGUAUGAAAUAAAAUGCAAAAAUUA